Molecule: messenger RNA, 2380 nt
Organism: Phyllostomus discolor (pale spear-nosed bat)
Lineage: Eukaryota; Metazoa; Chordata; Mammalia; Chiroptera; Phyllostomidae
Product: olfactory receptor 1020
Exons: 1
Coding region: 506-1588 (360 amino acids)
Biological process (GO): G protein-coupled receptor signaling pathway; sensory perception of smell
Cellular component (GO): membrane
Molecular function (GO): olfactory receptor activity; G protein-coupled receptor activity; odorant binding
Source: RefSeq, a predicted model, not a curated record
UAACUUUCAGUAUUUUUUAUUCUUUUCAUUAAUACUGUGGAGGAAUAGUUGGUAGGAACUGAGAAUUAAUUUUGCCCUCUUUCUCCAGAAGUUGUGUCUAGAGAGUACAUUAAUCUAUAAAUUAAUCUGUUUAUCAUAAACAAUGAAGAGAGGUACAUUUUAAAGAUGUUCUGCCCCAGCUGGUGUGACUCAGUGGAUUGAGUGCUGGCCUGUGAACCAAAGGGUCAUUGGUUCAAUUCCCAGUCUAGGGCACAUGCCUGGGUUGUGGGUCAGGUCCUCAAUAGGAGGCACAAGAGAGGUAACCACACGCUGAUGUUUCUGUCCCUCUCUUUUUCCCUCCCUCCAUGAGGGGUAGGGGAGAUUUUCCUAUAAUUAUUCUGGUUAAUGCCAGAAGUGAUCUUAGUGAAUGGAUAUUAAGUCACUCUUCUUGGUCACUAGUAGAUAGCACACCUAGAACUCAGAUACCACCUUUUGACUUGACAUCAAGUCCAACAUACUGUUUACUAUGUUUUUCAUUUUGCCCUCUUCUGAUAGGAUUUGCGUGUGUAUAUGUCAACAAAAAGAUGUUUAUAGCUCUGUCACGUGUUCACCUGACCAAAUGCCAUGUUCCUUCUUUUCUCUUUUUGCAGCUCAAAUGGUCAGAUACAUGAAAGAAAUUCAAGGCAGAAAUCAAACCCAAGUGACAGAAUUUAUCCUCUUAGGAAUCUCAGACAACUCAGAUCUACAAGCUGCCCUUUUUGUAUUGUUUCUGUUCAUCUAUAUGGCAACUAUGGUGGGUAAUUUAGGGAUGAUCAUGUUAAUUAAGAUUGAUCCUCAUCUCCACACUCCCAUGUAUUUUUUUCUUGGUAGCCUCUCCUUUGUUGAUGCCUCUUACUCUUCUUCUGUUACACCCAAGAUGCUGGUGAACCUUGUAGCUGAGAAUAAGGGUAUUUCUUUUAAUGGAUGUGCUGCCCAGUUCUACUUCUUUGGCUCCUUCCUGGGGACCGAAUGCUUUCUGUUGGCCAUGAUGGCAUAUGACCGCUAUGCAGCCAUUUGGAACCCUCUGCUAUACCCAGUUCUCAUGUCUGGGAGAAUUUGCUUCUUCCUAGUAGCUACCUCAUUCCUAGCAGGCUUUGGGAAUGCAGCCAUACACACAGGAAUGACUUUUAGAUUGUCCUUUUGUGGGUCUAAUAGGAUCAAUCAUUUCUACUGUGACACCCCACCCCUACUCAAACUCUCUUGCUCCGACACCCACAUUAAUGGCAUUGUGAUCAUGGCUUUCUCCAGUUUUAAUGUCAUCAGCUGUGUUUUGAUUGUCCUCAUUUCCUACCUGUGUAUCCUCAUUGCCAUCUUGAGAAUGCCUUCAUCAGAGGGCAGGCAUAAAGCCUUUUCUACCUGUGCCUCCCACAUCACGGCUGUCACCAUAUUCUUUGGGACAAUUCUCUUCAUGUACUUGCGCCCAACAUCUAGCUACUCAAUGGAACAGGACAAGAUUGUUUCUGUAUUUUAUACUGUAGUGAUCCCUAUGCUAAAUCCCCUCAUCUACAGUUUGAAAAAUAAGGAUGUGAAAGAGGCCCUAAAGAAGAUAUUAGAGAAAUACAUAACAUAAAGCCAUGUGACACUUCAUCCUGUUAUGUAAAAGAAAAUGUUUCCAUAUCAUUAUUUUUUUCUGAUUGCUUAAGCUUUUUCUUUUGUGCUAAAGUAGAUUGUUUAAAAUAAAUUAUACUUAAUCUGGUGUCUUAUAGGUAUAUCCAUGGCCUGUAUGAUAAAUCAUCAUAGUGGGGGAGGGCAGUGCCUGGCAAAUUAGCAAAACUUUUGGAGUUGUCUGACUUAAGUUCCAGUUUUAAUAUUUAGCUUUUCUUAAUAUCAAUUUUAUUGUGUAUAUAUGUUGUAAAAAUUGUGAAAGAAACCCAGGUAUUUGUACUUCCACAAUGAUCUGUUUUGGAUAUGGGCCACCCACUGGGAAGGGGAAUGAUCUUGGGCAUGCCAAAUCCUUUAAACAGGGACAAUUCCAAGAGCAGAACUCAGCUGUGUAGUUAAACUUGGAAGCUGGAGAAAUAAAUACUUCAACUCUAAGAAGCAAAUCUGGAUAGUUUAUCUCAGCAUUGCUGUGAAUAAUAACACUAUUCCACUCACAAGGCUGUCAAGAAUACUAAAUAAGAUACAAAAAAGUGUCUACCAAGCUUAUAGUAAUAUGGCUGCAACAGCCACAAUGGGGGAUUAUUAUACUAACUUUGUGAUUAAUUGUGAUAUUUUGAGGGUAGUAAUAGAUAUAUUUUAACUUUUUAUCUCUAUUCCUCCCAAAUCUUUCCACAGUUUUCAGUAAACAUUUAUCAAACUAAAUUAUCUAUCUUAUUAUUCACUGUAGGGGGUGAGGGACUGUUGAUGUUGGAGCAAUGAG